AUGGCGGCGGCGGCGGCCGUGCUGGGCCGGGCCGCGGGCCUGGGCCUGGGCCUGGCCCUGGGGCUGCUCACGGCCGCGGGCGGGCGGCGGCUCCUCCGCUGCGGGACGGGAGCGGCGCUGCGGGAGCGGGGCACGGGCGCCCUGCUCGGCGGCGCCGCUGUGUGCGGGGCGGGCGGCGCGGCGGAGCGGUGCCUGUCUCGGGGGAUCAGCUCGUACCAGCGCCCGAAGCGGCCCCUCACCUCCUACCUUCGUUUCGUGAUGGACAACCGGGCGGCUUUUAGGGAAAAAAACCCAGGAGCGAGCAACUUGGAACUGAUUAGAAAAUUAGCAGGUGCAUGGAAGGAGUUACCAGCAUCACAGAAGCAGGUUUAUGAGGAAGCAAAUAAGACAGACUGGAAAAGAUACGGAGAGCAGAUGGCUGCUUAUAAAGCCCAACUGACUCCAGCCCAGGCUGCAGCUUUGAAAGAGGAAAGGAGAAAACAACGGGCAAAGAGAAGAUCAAUGAGGGCAAAACGAGAAUUGAAUCUGCUUGGAAAACCUAAAAGAGCUCGUACCGCCUUUAACAUUUUCCUGUCAGAAAAUUAUCAACAAAGUGAGGGAAGUUCACCUGUGGCAAAGAUGAAGAAACUGUUUGAUAGGUGGCAAAAGCUGUCUGCUUCCCAAAAGCAGCCAUACUUGCAGCUUGCUGAAGAUGAUAAGGUUCGGUAUGAGAAUGAAAUGAAAUCCUGGGAAGCAAAAAUGAUCCAGAUGGGACGUGAAGACCUGGUGCGUUCCAACAAGAAAAGGCUAAAAAAGAAAUCUGCUGAAACUGCAAAGAAAGUUGAAACAGCCAAAGGUUCCUCAGGUGGAAACAAGGCAAAAUUAAAAAAAUCUGAAGAAUAAAAAAUGCCCUUUGGUUACCCUUCUUCUGUCCUGCUGUGUUAAUGCUGCAGUCAGCAUUAGCACUGAAAUUUGGAAAGCCCAUGAAGGGCCCUUUGGAAAGGUGAUCAGGUAAGAGAGGAGUUACUGUCUCUCAGAAGUGACUGAAAUAAUCACUGCAGCUGUAGCCUGAACUGUAGAACAGUAGUCUGUUAAUCAAGCUGUGAAUACUGAUUCCCACUGAGAUCAGCAGAGCUCUCCAGUAAUGGUAGAUAAUACCCAGCUUUUAUACGGGAUUUUUUAAUGAAAAAAUAAAAAAUAUUCUUUCUUUAUGAGAGAAAGAAUAUCCUGCAAUGUUACCAUCUAAAUUAUGUAAAUAAGAGCUGAAAUCUGAGCUAACACUGCUGUGUUUUAUUCCCUCCAUGUUAUUGCUAGUGAGAUGUUCUACAUUUCAAAAACAGGCACAAGAAAUGUAAAACGCUAAAUUUUAUGCAUCCGUCUUUUUGUACCUGUUAAUCUGUGUAUGCCACUUACAUUGCAUUUGAAGACCAUAUGAGUUUUGUAUGAACGUACCUUAAUUGGACUUUUAUUUCGUGGUUUUGUUUGGAUACAUACAAACAUUUUUGUCUUGCUGUUGGCACAUUUGGGAUGACCUGGAAGGAAAAGAUAAAAUGUGAACGGUUUGGACUUUGAGUUUCGGUGUAAUAAAUACACGUAUUUUGAA
Molecule: messenger RNA, 1582 nt
Organism: Hirundo rustica (Barn swallow)
Lineage: Eukaryota; Metazoa; Chordata; Aves; Passeriformes; Hirundinidae
Gene: TFAM
Product: transcription factor A, mitochondrial
Exons: 6
Coding region: 1-882 (293 amino acids)
Molecular function (GO): transcription cis-regulatory region binding
Source: RefSeq, a predicted model, not a curated record